AUGGCGGCGGCCGAACGCUUCUCAAGUCUUGCCGUGGUUCGUCAAGACAAACCAGUGAUUCCAGAGGAAAGCUUUGAGGAGGUGCAGGACCAGGAGCAUCAGGAACGCAGCAAAGCAUCCAGUUGCUUGAGUCCGCGCGCUCGCAGGAUAAGCCACCGUCAUGGACAUACAGGCGUCAGCCCCAGCCAUACCUUCCAAGGCUUGAUCAACCAGGUCAUUGUGCAGCAUUGCUUUGAGAUUCAAGAGCUGCAGGCAAGACUGGACGCAAAAGGACCGAGCAGGGUCAAGUUUGUGUCCAAGAGAACGGGCUCAUUGGACUCAACCAUUGGAAAAAAUUCAGAGGACAUGUCACUGUCCAGGGCCUCCAACAACACGGAAGAAAUGGAUGCUCUCCACGAGGGCAGCUUUGCCAGUGGAAAUGAGUCGGAAUAUUCUGGCGAAUGGGGAUUGGCAAAGAAGCGGCGCAUGAGCUAUCAAUCUGCUGCGUCACCUUCUACGACAGCAUUCUUGAUGAAGAAUCGUGAAAACUUGCGAGAAGUGCAGGCGGAUGACAUCAUCAAUAUGUUGGCGGGGGGCGAUGACGAGGAGGGGAAGCCCGAGAACAAACAGGAUUUCCUCCACCCAGUGGGCAAUGCCAUCGCCAAGCUGACCGGUCAGAAGAGUGAAGGAGGACCUGAUAGCGAGUUUCUAGAAAAAGUUGACUACAGAACUUUGUCCAAAUUCCAGCGGCUGCAGGGUUUCUUGCAAUCAAACACAUUUGAAAUGACCAUCACCGUGUUCCUGCUCUUCAACGUCCUUUGGAUGGCUUUUGAGCUCCAGGUCCACGGUUCAAUGAACGGACACGCCAUCGGUUUUUACGCGGAACCCAUGAUCGACGAAGAUUCAUGGCCCGCCUUUGAGCAGGUCAUUGCGAUUGGUGACCUGAUCUUCUCGGCCCUCUUCGCUCUGGACGUGACAGUUCGGUUGUUGGUUUUGGGGCCGAGAUUCUUCAAGAUAUGUAUGAACUAUGUGGAUUUGGGCGUGACCAUCGCCUCAUUGUUCGAGAUUUUCAUUUUCGCAGCGACUCCAUCGGGCUUUAUUAACCCAGUGCUCUUUCGACUGCUACGCAUUGGUAAGCUGGCAAGGGCACUUCGGAUGGUGACCAUGUCAAAUGUUUUGGCUUCACUUCAGCUACUUCUUAAAUGCCUGGCCGCCAGUAUGGACAUGCUCUUUUGGACGUUCUGCUUGCUCACAUUUUUGCAGUGUGUGGCGGGCAUGAUCGUGAGCACGCUGGCGCGCGAUUUCAUCACUGACACGAAGCAGCCUUUGGACCUUCGACUGGAGGUCUUUCAAUAUUACGGCACUUUUACCAGGACAUUCCUUUCGAUGUUUGAAAUUCUCUUCGCCAACUGGGCACCUCCCUGCCGGGCGGUGGUGGAGGCGAUUAGCGAAUGGUUUUCAGUGUUCUUCCUGCUCUAUCGAUGUGUUUUGGGCUUUGCUGUGCUCAAUGUAGUUAACGCGGUUUUUGUUCAGCAGACAAUGAAAACCGCGAGUUCCGAUGAAGAUCUAGCCUUCAAGCAGAAACAAAAGGAUGCAGCGGUGUACACCAGGAAGGUGAAGAAGUUAUUUCAGACCAUGGAUGCCUCAGGCGAUGGAGCUAUUAAUCUGGAGGAGUUUGCAAAGCUGGUGAAGUCGCCCAAACUCAAGUUUUGGAUGAGUCAGCUUGAACUGGAAUACCAUGACCUCCUCAGUUUGUUCGAAUUCCUGGACAAUGGCGACGGGCAAAUCACCUUGAAAGAGUUCAUAGAGGGCGCAGCACGUUUACGUGGUGGAGCCAAAGCCUUGGACAUUUGGCGCUUGGAAACCAAGGUGGAGGUGUUGUUCGACGAGAUUCUCAGAACCUUGGGGCCAGGACCCGAUGAUUCCAUUUCGCUGACCAAAAGCGUCCAAGAUGUUUUUGCGCAUUCCAGUUACAGGCAUAUGCAGAGUGCGGCAAAGUUACGAGGCGAGACUUUCCCGGCAACGACCCCUACCCCGGACGAUGCUGACUGA
This is a messenger RNA of Cladocopium goreaui, 2031 nucleotides long. Lineage: Eukaryota; Dinophyceae; Suessiales; Symbiodiniaceae. The record is from the annotation of a GenBank genome assembly.